AUGAUUCGAACUUUGUGUUAUUUGUGUACAUUGAUUGUAAUUGAACUGACUAAAUAUAUAAAUUCUCAACAUCAAGGAAAUUUCAACUCUGAUUCUUACCUUCCACCACAACCCAUUCAACAACAACAACAACAACAAGUUCAAUCUUAUAAUUAUCCUAUUUAUGGUUACAAUUAUCCCCGAUCAUCUCCCUCUUAUCAAAAACGAAAUCCCGACAAUAAUGUGUUUUAUCCAAGUCAAAAAUCAUCAUCAAAAAUUCAAGAGAACUAUUAUACAAAUCCCGAAAAUCCAACAGGACGGUCGACAUCUCAGUGCAAAUUACAUAUUAACUGUCCAACUGCUAGAAAUCGCGUUACUCUAGACAUCCAGGGACCAGCCGGUCCACCUGGUCCACCCGGCAAACAAGGAUUAAAUGGACCAUCAGGACCUCCCGGUCUACCCGGGCCAAGAGGACGCGAUGGUUAUGUCGGAGUUAAAUCUGCCUUUUUUGCCGCAUUAAAUGGAACGUUUGCUUUACAAGAUGAUACAGCUAUUAUUGUAUGGGAUGAUAUAAUAUUGAAUUAUAGUGAACAUUUAAAUAAAACAACGGGAAUCUAUUUUGCACCCAUUAGUGGUUUGUAUGAAUUUAGUCUAACUGUAUGUGUUCCAGCCAAUUAUAUUGCAAGUGUUGCCUUAUGUAAAAAUAGUGAAAAUGUCAUUCCAUUGUGGGUUGAGGGAUAUUUAACGGGUGUUAAAAAUCAAAAAGUACCCGUAUGGAAUACAGCGUCAACAACUGUCGUUUUAUACUUGAAUAAAGGUGAUCGGGUUUAUGUACGUGCACAAUCACGAUCUGACAAUGAUUAUAACUUCAAAACACAUUUGUACGGUUGGCGAUAUUCAACAUUCGGAGGCUACUUAAUACACGAAGAACUUUAG
Molecule: messenger RNA, 915 nt
Organism: Didymodactylos carnosus
Lineage: Eukaryota; Metazoa; Rotifera; Eurotatoria; Philodinida; Philodinidae
Source: the annotation of a GenBank genome assembly